Molecule: messenger RNA, 2280 nt
Organism: Scedosporium apiospermum
Lineage: Eukaryota; Fungi; Ascomycota; Sordariomycetes; Microascales; Microascaceae
Exons: 4
Coding region: 1-2280 (759 amino acids)
Cellular component (GO): cytoplasm
Source: RefSeq, a predicted model, not a curated record
AUGGCCGAACCCAACCCCUGGGCCUCACCCACCGAGCAGCGGUUUAACGAUGAGCAUACGUAUACGGCGCCAGCUACCGCAGACUCCCCCACCUCAGACCAGUCUCAACCUCAACCUCUGCCUCAGCCUAUUGACACCUCUUCUCUCUCUGUACCCCCGACACCUUCCAUCCCCGAACCCCUAACUCCCUCGAGGGUCGGCUUUAUUCCGCUGGUUACUGUUGUCGAUUUCCACCACGCCAGAGGCCCCGAGGUUGAAAGGUGGUUUGGUGCCCCUGAGGAUACGGACCCCGCUGUUGACUAUGGCUGGUCCCUGUUGCCUUUCAUGGCGCUGAGCGAUGGCGCGCAUGCAUCCGAAGAAGACUUCUCAUACUUUACUCUCCUCCGCCCCGAAACCCCUGCCGGCCCCGCCACCUCCUUGUUCGGCAUAUCAUGCACUCGUCAGCUCGACGCGUCCCAGCUCAUCAACCGCCCCGCCGAGGUGACCCGAUCCACCGUGCAAAAGGCCGUCGUCAUCAUCGCCGACAGUCCCCAGGCCUUUGGUAUGCUGAGGGAGCGCCUGAGCAUUGUGACCAAGGCUUGGUUUGCCCAGCGCGAGUUCACCGAUGUCGAGAUCCUCAAGGGCUUCCAGGAGAGUCUCGCCGAUGAGAAGAGAAGGGGUCUCAUGAAGCAAGAGGAAGAGAGCAAUGACCAUAACCUCGGGAUGAGCUUGAGGGAGCUUGUGCAUGAGUUUAAAUGGCAGUCCUUGGUUCUGCUCAAGGCGUGUCUACUACAAAGAAAGAUGCUCUUCUUUGGAUCUCGUUGCGAUCGGCUGUGCAUGUUGCAAUUUUCACUCAUCUCUCUAAUACCAAACCUUAUUCGAAAUCUCCAAGACUGCGCCGAUCCAGACCUUAACGAGUACGAGAAGAAUCUGACACAGCCGACGAGCUUACGGACGAGCGAUAGAACUUCCCUUCUUCAGUACAUGGGUCUCCCGCUCCAGAUCUUUGGCAAGGGGAGCUUGUUUGGUCCGUACACACCUCUGCAGCAAUUAGAUAUUCUCGCAGACUUUGGGACGAAAUCGUACAUUGUUGGUAGCACCAACUCUCUUCUUCUUCAGCAGAAAGAUCGAUAUAGCGAUAUCCUCAUCAACCUCGACGAAAACACCAUCAACAUAACCUCUCCCUCCCUAAGGUCGGCUCUAGCGCUUACGGCGUCGGACAGGCGGUGGAUAGACUACCUCACUCAGGAGGUGAACGAGACUUGGGACGAGGCGAACCCGAACCGACCGACGACGUUGAGAUAUGUCGGCAGCGAGGAAUUCAUCCGACUGCAGUUCGAAGAGUACAUUCUCGCCCUCAUCGCCUCCGUCAAGUACCACAACUAUAUCAAGAAGAACCCCGACGACGGCAGAGUGCUAUUGCCUCAUAUCGAAGGUGACCCGGCAGCCGAUUUUGGACUUGAGUGGGUCGAGACGUGGACGAAGACGGAGAACUACCGUAUAUGGAACAAGAAUACCGACUCUCACCUCUUUGACAUCGUAGAUCCCAAGCACCCUUGCGCCGGCGGCCUCACGAUCGACGACGUGCAACGGAGGAUAGCUGAGCAGGUCAAGGAGCUCCACCUCGACGAGCGAUUCGCCCAAGGCCGGGAGGCACUCGAGCGGAACCUAGCCUUCGGUCGCGAAAAGGCCUCGACCAUGUUCAACAAGAUCUAUGCCGACAUGGAGGCCUUCCGUGAGGCGCAGCGCAAGAAGGCCGAGGAAGCCAAGGCCCAGCAGGGUAGCAGCGGUAGCAGCAACGGCGGCAGGGGAGCCGGGGCGGGUCAGCAGGCGGCCUUCACCGGCGUGGAUCUCAGCAAGGCCUCGCAGACCAUGCAGUCCGUCGGGUCCAAGGCGGGCGCGUACGUGAGCAGCUGGGCGGCGUGGGCCGGCGAGAAGCGCAAGGCUGCCGGGUGGGGCAAGAUUUCGUCGCCCAUUGGCACCGGCGGCUGGGGUCUCGGCGGCGGAGGCAAGGCUAAGGCCUCCGGGGAGGAUAACGGCCUUUUAGGUUCGCCUGUGGUUGAGGAGAAGGGCGGCUAUCAGAUGCUCGGCUCGCGGAACGGGGCGGGGUCGAGGCUGUCGGACAGCUCUACGGCCUCUACGGGGACUUACUACGCCGAUAGGGAUGAUCCCCUGAGCGGUGGUGGCAUAGGUCAGAAUGGAAGCAAUGGGGCAGCAGUGCCGCAGGAUGGUUUUGUUGCCGUGGAGAAGCCCGGAUCUCCCGUGAAGCAGGGGACAAGUGAAGCCGGUCCGAAGAAUUAG